Molecule: messenger RNA, 2218 nt
Organism: Scylla paramamosain (green mud crab)
Lineage: Eukaryota; Metazoa; Arthropoda; Malacostraca; Decapoda; Portunidae
Exons: 5
Coding region: 419-1402 (327 amino acids)
Source: RefSeq, a predicted model, not a curated record
GAGAAAAGAGUGCCGGCAGUGGCGCAGUGAAGGCACGACAGCGCUCAUAACGGUGACAAUUAGUGGCAGUACUAUCGUGGUGAGCGAGGAAGGCGCAGUGCCAGUAACAGUGCCAGUAACAGUGCCAGUGGUACCACGGACGGGGAGAGUGAAGUGUUUUCCUCUGACACCAGUGAAAGGAAAAUACACUUCAAAGCACUUCAGUUUAUAAUAAGUACUUGACUGGACUACGUAAAAGAAAUUUACACCAAAAAUCAAAGAAGAACAAGGAGGAAAAAAUAAAUAAAUAAAAUAACGGUAUAAUAGAAACAUUUUGCAUAGUUUAAUUGAAAAGUUAUCAACCACUUAACAUAAACGUAAGGGAGAGAAGAUUCACAUCGCUUGAACGUCCCGCCCGCCCACAAUAAACAACUCGAGCAUGGCCAACUGCACCGUGGACGAGGCCAUGGCGCCGUGGGUGGUGGCGGCGGUCGUCAACUACAGCAUCGUCUGUGUCCUCGGCAGCGUAGGAAACAGCUGCUGCGUGUGGUGUCUGCUCCAGUGCAAGAGGACGAAACCAGCCAUCAAGUUUCAGCUGAUAUGCGUGUUUUCCGUCAUGGCGACCUGCUCCCUCAUCACGCAGCCCAUCGUCAUCUUCAUCUACUACAACAACACCUUCUGCCUCUACAACAUCUCCCCUGUUGUCAGUUUCUCCUUUUCCGUCAUGAACAGCGUUCUCCUACAGAUGGAGAGAACCAGUUUCGCCAUGGUAGCAGUUAACAGGAUGGUGGCAACGUGCUGGCCGGAGAGACACGCGCAGUGGUCCAGGCUGCAGGUGGUGGUGGCGGUGCAGGUGGGCAUCGCGCUCUACAUCAUCCCUGUCUGGCUGGUCCUCGGGGCUCUCACGGGGUUCAAGCUGCUCCCUGACGAGGGCUCAGUGAUGCACAUGAUAAACAAUAAAGCGGGCCCCGCCUUCAGCAACGCCACCUACGUGAUGUACUACGCCGUGCCCUACUUCGUCACACUCCUCGCCUCCCUCUCCAUGAUCAAGCGCCUUCUGCAGCAGAGGAAAGUGACUGGUAGUGCCGUUGAAUCGUCCCUGGACCACGUGAUUCACGCCACCACACUGGUCAUCUUCGUCCUCCUCGCCAUGGACUUUCCCCACAUAGUCCUGCACAUGUUCCCAGGUGAAGGGCUGCCCUCGGUCAUCAUACACAUGAUCUUUUUCCAUCACCUGACCGCCGUCCCGAUCAUCUUCGUGGGCUACAACCCCAGCCACCGCCGCGCCGUGCUGAGGAUUCUGCAUCGCCACCUGCCGCCAGUCUGCCGCCGGGUCCUGCCGCAGCCGCCCUGUGCCUCAGUGGUUUACUGUGAUUCUGUGGAGAUGCGCGCCACUCACAAGUUCACCACCACGGCAGAGUAAAUGCCGUGGCGAUCACUGCGUCGCUCCCGUCAAGUGUCUGUCUCAAUAACCACCACAGUGUUGACAGCAAGCGCGUCAACACCUGUUUGGGAAGGGCUUCUCAUGCUGGUGCUAACUACUAGUUGCUUUACACUGUUAUAUAUUAUUGCUGUUCUAUCUUCCUAUAACUUGAGGGCGAGGAAAACAUAUCCAUGUUAGCUUCGUAUUCAGAAACGCUGUGCUUUCUCACAAAGACGAUUAGCCGGGUUCUCAAGUAUUUCUCCGGUUAAUAAUGUAGAAAUCUCGUUAAUCUAUCACUAAAACCAUAAAAAAAAAACUCUUAAAAACCCGUGUAACUUCAACUGGAGCCUUUUGAAAGUAGUGGAGGUGAGGCGCACAAGUGUUUCAGAAUAUGGCACUUAGUGCCUCGAGUACCCUGGGCACCACAAGGACCUGCGUGGCGGGCGCCUCUCUGGACCAAAAGGGAUUCGCUCCAGACACACAUAUAGCAUGAUACAAUUUUAGUUUUUAGGGAUUAAUGAAGCGAUCUAGAGGAGGUUAGUGUGUGGUAGUGUCUAGUAUAUCGAAAGUACCGCAGUGUACCGAGAUGGUCCACGCGGCGUGCGGCAAUCAUCAACACACCGACAGGCAAGGGAGACCCGCCACCUGUUGCAACACACCCGCGCAGUGCUGCCUACCCACGCCGGCAUGACACUGCGUAUCUCCUUCGGGCACGCGGGGAGCGGAAAGAGAGGCUCAUCUGUCUAUAUUUUGAUUCUGUACAACUCUUAAGUAUUCCUGGCUCAGUAUUCUCGUAUGUAUAUAUAUAUAAUAUAU